AAGCAAUGAGUGCGUUUAUAAAACAGAUUUCAAAAAGAAAUCAUCACACAACUAUGUAAGAGUGAUGAGUAAAAAUAAUUAAUUUGGACAUAUAAUUCUGGGUUAAAGAGCAUAAAAAGUAUUAAUUUAAAAACAGUAUUCAAUUUAGCGGUUGUGCAACGCGAGUUUGUUGAGCUCAGGCAUUAAAUUAAGAUUUAAUAUAAAAAAAGUAAUUUUUUAACUUGUUGCUUCAUAUCUGUCAUAGAGUAUAAUAAGUUUAAACAAUGAGGCCCUUAAAAAUAACGACUGUUGGUGACGGUGCUGUCGGAAAAACCUGUCUUUUAAUUUCAUACACACAAAAUGAAUUUCCAGAAGAAUAUGUACCAACUGUAUUCGAUAACCAUGCAUGCAAUAUAGUUGUAGAUAACAAGGAAUAUUCCCUAACAUUAUGGGAUACUGCGGGACAAGAAGAUUAUGAGAGACUGCGCCCAUUGAGCUAUCCAAAUACUGAAUGUUUUCUUCUUUGCUACUCAAUUGAUUCAAAAACAUCCUAUGAGAACGUUGCUUCCAAAUGGAGCCCUGAAAUUCGACACUUUUCACCACAUGUGCCAAUCGUGUUAGUUGGUACAAAAUCGGAUUUAAGAAUUCAUGGAUCAGAGAAGUUUGUAACAACACAAGAAGGAAAGAAACUUAAAAGUAAAAUUGGUGCUUAUACUUUAGUAGAAUGUUCAGCAAAAAAGAAGACACAUUUAAGUGAUGUCUUUGAAGAAGCCGUUCGUGCAGUAGAGAAAAAGUCUCCACAUACAAAAAGGCAUUGUAGUAUUUUAUAAGUGUUAAGGUACAAUAGAAACAAUUGCAUGAUUGUCAAUAUUUAUUGCCUACAAAACUUCCAACUCUGCAUAAAUUCCUUUUUGGAAUGAUUUUAAAAAAUAUUCUUAUAUCCAUAAGUAUUGACAAAAAAAAGGUUUAUAAGUGUAAGUGCCAUUUAAUAACAAUUUUUGGUAACAAUACAAUAUUUUUGAUAAAAAAAAAAGUAUUUAUGCAAAUAAUCAAAAUUAAACGACAAAACUUUAUCAAACCAUCAAUUAUAGAAUCCAUAUGUACAUUUUCCCUCCAUGUAUUAUUUAUUCAAGAAGAGUUAUAACUAUCCCGAGUAGCACAUGAUAUAGUCGAUGACAUGGUUUCUUCAAGGUUUCGACACUAGCACUAGGAGCUAAGCUACAUAGGGUUCUUAGGUGCUUGUUCUUUCUUUUAAAAAAAGUUGAGAAACCCUUCUAGCAAAGCUAAUCAGAUAGAUUCCACUUGAUGGAACCUCUGGGUGGCUUUCAUAUGCAACAUCGACAUUCAUAUGAAAGCUAUGCAGAUCCGCUAUCAAGUAGAAUCCAAAAAGUCUAAAUGAAUUACUCUGUGGCAAUGAGUUGAGUAAACCUAAUCGACGACUGCUUUUCAUUUGUGUCUCUCGGGCAUACAUGCAUGAAAACUAGUUUAAAAAGAAGAAACAAAUCGACUGUUAAAUAUCAAAGGAAAUAGUAGAUCCAUAAAUGAACAGAAUAAAGUCAAUAGAUACAUUUGACACAUCACGGGAAACUAUUAUGCAUGGAUAUAUCCUUUAAAUCACACAGAAACAUAAACUCCAAUUUUUGACACAUAAAAAAUUAAUGAAUUUUUAGAUAAACUAUUUGUGGCUAUAGAAUUGCCAUUUUUAAGGAAGUUUUUGAACUUUU
This is a messenger RNA of Chironomus riparius, 1703 nucleotides long. The record is from the annotation of a GenBank genome assembly. NCBI's taxonomy places the organism in Eukaryota, Metazoa, Arthropoda, Insecta, Diptera, Chironomidae.